Messenger RNA from Amorphotheca resinae ATCC 22711, 1751 nucleotides. RefSeq lists its product as hypothetical. The record is from RefSeq and is a predicted model, not a curated record. The coding region runs from base 492 to 1751 and encodes 419 amino acids. The transcript has 2 exons. Gene Ontology annotation, biological process: polyketide biosynthetic process. Lineage: Eukaryota; Fungi; Ascomycota; Leotiomycetes; Helotiales; Amorphothecaceae. Gene Ontology annotation, molecular function: acyltransferase activity, transferring groups other than amino-acyl groups.
ACGGAAGAUAACAUAAACAUCACCUUGCCUUACCCUAGGUAUCGUACUGCUAGGUCACCAUCCGCUCUGUCUUGAUCUUUUGCCCUACCUUGAUGUCCUUUGCGGAUAGACUUUACCUCUACCAGCUCAGAACUGCCUCAGUUUCAUCGACUCCACUGUCUUCAAGAGUCAGACUCGCUAUAAAAUCCACCUCUGCGGAUCCCACCAUCUGCUUCCCUCAUACUUCCUUCCCACCUUUCGGCCGUCACACAAAUGACCGCCAGGUAUCGAUAUACGACUGAUGCCAAGAUGCCUACGUCAAGCAGUACUCAGGAUGGCAUUGAGAACCAGUUCGGCGACCUCAAUCUUGCAAUCACAGGCCUGGGAGUAGAAUACCCACCACAUCUUCUUGACUCCACAGCAGUAGAUAUCCUCUGCAAGCGUCAUUAUCCCGAAUCCCCAGCGUACAACCCAUUAUCUCCAAGCUAUGUCCCUUACUAACACCCUCCAGAAUGACAAAAGUCCGCACGAUAAAUAACUACACCGGGAUCGACACUCGUUCAGCAAUCGGGACCGUCGACCACCCUUUAGCAAACAUGGACCAUGCGCCGACUAUCUCUGAACUCUGCAAGGUCUUUCUCAAGGAUGGAGUCGCUCUCGCCGUAAACGCCUCACGAAAGGCGCUGCACGAAGCGCAGUUGUCCCCUCUAGAUAUUACGCACGUGGUCUCAACGACUUGCACCAACAGCGCGAACCCUGGCUUCGACCAUUUUGUGUGCAAAGAAUUGGGUAUCACACAACCGGUGGAGAAGGUCCUGUUGCAUGGUAUAGGGUGUUCGGGAGGGUUGGCGAGUUUGCGAACAGCGGCGAAUCUGGCGCUAGGAAGCAGUUUUCGGAAAAGGAGAGCGAGGGCGUUGGUUAUUGCGUUGGAGAUUUCCAGUCUUCUGGUGAGGAGCGAAUUGGACAGUAUAAAUGAUUCGCAGGACACCAGGAUUGGUGUUACACUUUUCAGCGACUGUGCGAGCGCGGCAAUUCUGUGUAAUGGAUUCGGCGGUGUUGAGGCAGAGCCCGUGUAUGAGUUGUUAGGCUGGGAUAAUAGGGUGAUAGCUGAUACUGAACAUGAUUUGGGAUUUGAUGUUGACCCCUUAGGAUGGAAGGUUGUCCUCUCACCCCGAGUCCCCAAGCUCACUUCUGCGGCGGUAUCGCCCACUUUCAACAAGCUCCUGCAGAGCCUUCCCAAGCUACCUCCACAUUAUAAGACUGCGUCCGAUUUCGACUGGGCACUACAUCCAGGCGGCGCAACCAUCCUCUCUGGCGUCGAAAAGGCUAUGAACAUAACCCCCGAACACAUGCGCGCCAGUUAUGACACGUACAUAAACCAUGGCAAUUCCUCCUCCGCUACAAUAUUCUCCGUCAUGGACCGACUGCGACAGAAAGAUAUGGACAAACUGGCGCCUGAUGGCAAAGCAAAGGAUUUCGUGGUAGGAUGCGCAUUUGGCCCGGGUAUCGUGAUCGAAAUGUGCAUGUUGAAGCGAAAUAUGAGCCAUAUCCAACGAACACUUGUUGUUGAAUCAGGGGAAGCGACACCUUCACAUACUGAAAGUGAGAGAAGUGAAGGGGAAGCAGGACAGGAGAUUGAGAUUCAAAUUGAGAUGGGGAGCAUGGAGGGAAAAGACGAGGAACUGGGCGAGAAGUUGAGGGAUAUGCACCCGGAAGUUCCGCAGCAAGGGGAUAGUUUGAGCGAGGCGCUGAAUGGUGUCGAGUUGGACUAA